Molecule: messenger RNA, 1025 nt
Organism: Halichondria panicea
Lineage: Eukaryota; Metazoa; Porifera; Demospongiae; Suberitida; Halichondriidae
Product: angiopoietin-related protein 1-like
Exons: 2
Coding region: 43-909 (288 amino acids)
Source: RefSeq, a predicted model, not a curated record
CGUCUUACACACAUACAUGCCCAUUCCAACAACAAAACGUCAAUGUCAACAUAUCAACUACAAAUAAAGAAGAUGAAGCUACAACUGGCAGUUCUCUUCAUAUCUGCAUUGUUGAGAGAGUCUAUAGCAAUGCCAGCUGUUGACCACUGCCUGAUAAAGUUUGAGGACUCACUCAAGGAGACUAUGGCUCUCAGAAGAAGCUGCGAGGAAGCUAACCUUAAAGACUGCUGCCAAAUUGCAGAAGCAUCCAAGAUAAUUGAUAAUGACAACUACACUCCAGGAUCGGGAAUCUACGAUAUCAGUAAUGUUUGUCGAAGUACAGCAGCCUUCACUCAAGACAUCUUCCCCUCUAUGCAAGCUCGAUGCAACAUGGAGAGUGGUGAUGGUGGAUGGACAGUGCUAGUGAAGAGGACACCAGACGUUGAUGAGAGAGUUUCAUUCAAAAGGCCUUGGGUGGAAUAUGAAAAUGGAUUCGGGAACCUGAGUGGCGAGUUCUGGUACGGACUAAAGAACAUGCACUGUCUUACGAGUCGAGAGCCAAUGGAGGUCGAGGUUGAAGUCAGCAAAACCGACGGCACAAAACUAGUUCUUUCGUAUGGUAACUUUCGAGUGGAUGGACCUAGUACAAGCUACACCCUGCAUGUGUCAGACAAACAAGAUGAAGGUUUUGAUUUCUCUCAACAUCAUAAUGGAAUUAAGUUCUCCACACUUGAUCGAGAUAAUGACCAAAAUCCCGGUAGUUGUUCAGCAAUAUACAACAAGGUGGGGAACUGGUUUAAUAAUUGCUACACCAUGCAUCUCACUGGCAUGCCCAAUCCCAUACUUAGUAGUGUCUAUGACUAUGCUGAACUACGAGUACGUCCCAAAGGCUGUGCAGCUUUCGGAGACGAGCCUGACAGUUGUGAGUAAGAAAAAAGGAGAGCCGAACUUGAUAUAUUAUGUACGUAUACUAUGAAUCACACCAAAAAUAAGUGUAUGCAUGGAAUAUUUGAAAUUCAAAGAAGAUGUUUACUAAUAAUUAACAA